AUGUUCAAUAUCACUAGCCACCAAGGAAAUGCAGACCAAAACUAUGUUCAGCUUCAUGCCACUGAGAUCAGACUGGCAAUCACCAACAGGAAAGAAAAUACCGUGAACUCAGACCUUUGGUUCUCUCUGCCUGGCUCUCCACAGGUGGCUCUGCAGAGCCUUCUGGUCUGUGUCAUCUUAUUCUACACUGUUUACUACCUGUCAUUGAGUACCUGCUGCCUGGCACUCAGGGCAUGUGAGCUGGAUAUUCUGGCACCGUUUGAUUUCAAAACACGACCUUCUUGGCUCAACACAAACUAUAAAGUUCUUUUAGUCUCAACAGAAGUCACCUACUUUGUGUGUGGGUUGCUUUUUGCUCUGAUUGUAGAAGAAUGGGUUUGGGAUUACGCCAUUUCUGUGACUAUCCUUCACGUAAUCAUCACAUCAGCUGUGAUGUCGGAAUUCCCCUUGACGUCACAUUGGUGGGCUGCUUUAGGUACAUGAAUGGCUCAAGUUUAGAUCCUGUAAUGUGCAAAAACAUUAGGUAGAAUAAAUG
Meriones unguiculatus (Mongolian gerbil) is the source of this 535-nucleotide messenger RNA. RefSeq names its product transmembrane protein 244 (gene Tmem244). The record is from RefSeq and is a predicted model, not a curated record. NCBI's taxonomy places the organism in Eukaryota, Metazoa, Chordata, Mammalia, Rodentia, Muridae. The transcript has 5 exons. The coding region runs from base 1 to 483 and encodes 160 amino acids.